UAGGUUCCCAUUAUUCGAGAAACCCCCUGAACUGUAACUUUCAUCAAUGUAAAAAGACACAAAGAGGUGAAGGAAAAAAGGCCAAACUCUUCAAUGAGAGUUCUCUGACUGAUACCAUCUAAUUUUGCAUGCAUGGGUCAAUCCAACAUAUGGGAGUGGCUUUGAUGCUAGUGAUCUUUCUUAUAUAUGAGCAAAUAUGGCAAAAGUAGACUACAGUUAUUGCACCAAAUUUGAAGGUUUCAAUACUACUAUUUGGAGCAAAUGGAGAGUAAGAGGAGCUGUACUACUACUGCUGCUGCUACUAGUAGUAAGGAAAAAGAAGAGGAAGAAGCUGAGGCUCUCAAGAAGAGAAUCUCUAGCCAUCCUUUGUAUGGACUCUUGGUUCAGACUCAUAUGGACUGUUUGAAGGUUGUUAGCAUAGAUGAAGCAGACCAAUGCCAUAGCAUGAAGCAGAAGGUAGCUGCUGGUAGAAAUAUCAGUUCAAGCUCUCUAAGUCAGCCAGAGCUAGAUCACUUCAUGGAAGCAUAUUGCUUAGCUUUAAGCAAGCUGAAAGAAGCAAUGGAGGAACCUCAGCAUGAAACAAUAGCUUUCAUCAAUAGCAUGCAUCUGCAACUUAGGGAGCUCACUACAACGUAUACUGAAACUUCUGAUGAGCCUUCCACCACUUCAUCAGACAUCAGGAGGAAGCAUGACUAAUACAUGAUGGACCCAAGAAUGAACAAAAUGCAGAGUUGAUUUUUGAUGAAAUUCAUGCAACAGAAUCCUUGUCAUCAUAAAUUCAAGUAUAAAACCUUUCUUCAUAAA
Molecule: messenger RNA, 804 nt
Organism: Hevea brasiliensis (rubber tree)
Lineage: Eukaryota; Viridiplantae; Streptophyta; Magnoliopsida; Malpighiales; Euphorbiaceae
Product: homeobox protein knotted-1-like 2
Exons: 4
Coding region: 262-696 (144 amino acids)
Cellular component (GO): nucleus
Molecular function (GO): DNA binding
Source: RefSeq, a predicted model, not a curated record